AUGCUUGUGUUCGCGCAUUCUCAUCAUCCAUGGAGUUCGAUUUCACCAACCAUUCAACUUCUCGGAAGCUGCAAAACUUCGGAAGACGUGAACAAAAUCCACGCGCGAUUGAUUACGACUGGAUUCAUCAAAAGCCCUGAUCUCACUACGAGGAUCGUUCUCGCUUUUGCCGCUUCUCGACGCUCUUAUCUCGCCGAAUUCGCUCGUUGUGUCUUCCACGAGUAUCAUGUAUCUUCUUUCGUGUCUGGAGAUGUUGAAGAUCCGUUUUUGUGGAACGCUGUGAUUAAAUCUCAUUCUCAUGGAGUGGAACCGAGAAAAGCUCUGCUUUUGUUCUGUUUGAUGCUCGAGAAUGGUGUUUCCGUGGACAAAUUCUCCUUGUCUCUUGUUUUAAAAGCGUGUUCGAGAUUAGGUUUUGUAAAGGAAGGAAUGCAGAUACAUGGGUUUUUGAGAAAGACUGGAAUUUGGUCGGAUUUGUUUCUGCAGAAUUGUUUGAUUGGGUUGUAUUUGAAAUGUGGUUGUUUAGGUUUUGCCCGCCAGGUAUUUGAUAGAAUGUCGCAAAGAGACUCUGUUUCUUAUAAUUCAAUGAUUGAUGGGUAUGUCAAAUGUGGAUUGGUUGAAUCUGCGCGUGAAUUGUUUGAUUUGAUGCCAAGUGAGAAGAAGAAUUUGAUAUCUUGGAACUCUAUGAUAAGUGGGUAUGCUCAGAGAGCAGAUGGAGUUGAUAUAGCGUCAAAUCUGUUUGAUGAAAUGCCCGAGAAGGACUUGAUUUCGUGGAACUCGUUGAUCGAUGGAUAUGUUAAACACGGAAGAAUCGAGGAUGCGAAAGAUUUAUUUGAUAAGAUGCCGAGAAGGGAUGUAGUUACUUGGGCUACUAUGGUUGAUGGAUCUGCAAAGUUAGGUUUUGUUCAUCAGGCUAAGAGUUUGUUUGACCAAAUGCCUCAGAGAGAUGUUGUGGCGUAUAACUCCAUGAUGGCUGGUUAUGUUCAAAACAGGUAUCACAUGGAAGCUAUCGAUAUAUUUAACGACAUGGAAAAGGAGAGUCAUUUGUCACCUGAUGAAACAACUUUGGUGAUAGUUCUUUCUGCAAUUGCUCAACUUGGUAGAUUAUCCAAAGCCAUGGAUAUGCAUUUGUACAUUGUGGAGAAGAAGUUUCUUUUAGGUGGGAAACUCGGUGUUGCUCUCAUUGAUAUGUAUUCGAAAUGCGGAAGCAUACAACAAGCCAUGGGAGUUUUCGAGGGAAUUGAAAACAAAAGCAUAGAUCACUGGAAUGCUAUGAUUGGUGGGCUAGCUAUUCAUGGUCUUGGAGAAUCCGCAUUCGCUAUGCUCUUACAGAUCGAGAGACGCUCCAUCAAACCCGACGAUAUCACCUUUGUUGGAGUCCUAAAUGCUUGCAGUCACUCUGGGUUGGUGAAGGAAGGCCUUCUCUGCUUCGAGCUCAUGAAAAGAAAACAUAAGAUAGAACCAAGAUUGCAACACUAUGGAUGUAUGGUCGACAUACUAUCAAGGUCAGGAAGUAUAGAGCUAGCCAAAAACUUAAUAGAGGAAAUGCCGAUUGAACCUAACGACGUCAUAUGGAGAACGUUUCUCACCGCUUGUAGUCACCACAAGGAGUUUGAAACAGGAGAGCUUGUCGCGAAACACCUUAUUUUGCAGGCUGGCUAUAACCCGAGCUCAUACGUGCUUCUCUCUAACAUGUAUGCUAGUCUUGGAAUGUGGAAGGAAGUUCGUAGAGUUAGAACGAUGAUGAAGGAAAGAAAAAUACAGAAAAUCCCUGGAUGUAGUUGGAUCGAGCUCGAUGGGAGCGUCCAUGAGUUCUUUGUAGAUAGCAUGGAACUUUCCAAUACAUUAUAG
This is a messenger RNA of Arabis nemorensis, 1848 nucleotides long. The record is from the annotation of a GenBank genome assembly. NCBI's taxonomy places the organism in Eukaryota, Viridiplantae, Streptophyta, Magnoliopsida, Brassicales, Brassicaceae.